AUGGCGGCGUCGACGGCACAUUCCGGGGCGCUGGUGAAGCCGGGCCGGAUUGCUGGGCGCAGGGGUGAGCGAGGGGGGUGUCAUCGGGCGAGGACCUCUGUCGUAGUCCGAGCGGAGUCCUCGUGCGGGCGGCGCGACGCCCUGGCGGCCGGUGCGUGCGUUCUGGCGACGGUGCCGGGACUGGCCAGCACGGCGGAGGCCACGCCGCUGGCGCCCCUCGGCAAGGUGGGAGCGUCCGUCGGGGGCGAGAAGAGAGGGGGCAUGGGAGCGGAGGCCGUCGCGAAGGUCCUUGAGCGGGACCUGAGAGAGGGGCAGUACUUCGUGACGGGCGCUCUGACGCCGGAGAUCUUCGAGGACGAGUGUCGCUUCAAGGACCCCACGAACGACAUCGUUGGCCUCAGCAGGUACAUCAAGGCCCUCGGGCUGCUGUUCGACCCUCUGUACAGUGGGGUGGAGCUGAAGGGCAUCAAGGUGACGUCGCCAGACACCAUCGAGGCCGACUGGCGCCUCGGGGGCUUCCUGAACAAGAAGUACUUCCCCUGGGGCGCGAAGAUCGACCCGCUCGAGGGCCACACGGUGUACAAGCUGAGCGACCGGGGCCUCGUGGCGCUGCAGGAGCAGACGUGGUCCAUCACGGGGUUCGAGGCGCUGCAGCAGACGUUCACGCCCGCGGGCGUCGCGCCGUACAAGGUGCUGUGA
Molecule: messenger RNA, 699 nt
Organism: Pedinophyceae sp. YPF-701
Lineage: Eukaryota; Viridiplantae; Chlorophyta; Pedinophyceae
Source: the annotation of a GenBank genome assembly